Molecule: messenger RNA, 541 nt
Organism: Ochlerotatus camptorhynchus
Lineage: Eukaryota; Metazoa; Arthropoda; Insecta; Diptera; Culicidae
Exons: 3
Coding region: 118-456 (112 amino acids)
Source: RefSeq, a predicted model, not a curated record
AACGCGAGCGCGGUUUUGUCAGUCAGCUCAGUUUGUACUCUCGUUCAGAACCGUUAGCAAAAAGGACACUUUUGUCUUCCUCGAUAAGCGCAAGCGCGUUAUUCUGAUAGAUCAAAAAUGAACGCACUCAUUUUGACUUUUGCCAUCAUCUGCGCUGGUGCUUCCGCCCAGAUCUAUCUGAAUCAACCGAUUGCCUUGGCGCUUCAACAUCAACCGGUUCACCAAGAGGCCUCUUUGGCACAUCCGGCUGUAGUGGAAAAUGCACUGAACGAGGCUCAGUAUCCGGCUGAGUUCAGGAACAACGUGUAUAAAAACCCACAAGUGGCUGAAGCAUUGGCCAAGGAGUCCUGGUUCGGUGACAAGGAGAUGCCUGUUUUCGAGCGUGCCGCCGACAAGAUUCCUCGGGAUCGCAUUUUGAAGAUCUUCAAAAAUGCCGGAUUUGUUCAUCGGCGUUAGACGAAUGCACGGAAAAUAGCCACCGACUUGAUAAAGUUAAAUGGAAUUUUGAUGCCGGAAAAUGAUUGCUUGCCUCUCUAAAAAU